Molecule: messenger RNA, 5595 nt
Organism: Kwoniella botswanensis
Lineage: Eukaryota; Fungi; Basidiomycota; Tremellomycetes; Tremellales; Cryptococcaceae
Exons: 12
Coding region: 1-5595 (1864 amino acids)
Biological process (GO): rescue of stalled cytosolic ribosome; ribosome-associated ubiquitin-dependent protein catabolic process
Cellular component (GO): RQC complex; cytosol
Molecular function (GO): ribosomal large subunit binding; ubiquitin protein ligase activity; zinc ion binding
Source: RefSeq, a predicted model, not a curated record
AUGCCCAAAGCCAACAAAUCAUCCGCAUUAGCCGGAACGCGCAAGAAAAACGCUCGAAAAGCCGCCAAAGUCACAGGAGAAGAUCCAGAUGAAGCCCAAGCGAAAUCAGGUAUGAAGCCUCAGAGGGGUCAGAAAAAAUUGUCCAAAGCUCAGAAAAAAGCAUUACCAAAGAUUAAACAGUAUAUACCACCUCCCAAACCGCCUGCUCCACCUAUACCCGAUCCUUUGGAUGGACUGGGUCUGGCGAGAACUUUACCCGCUGAGCUGGUUGUGGUUUUGAGGAGAUUGGGUAAGAAGGAUGAUGUAACUAGACGAAAAGGGUUAGAGGAACUCAAGGAAGGUUGGAUAAAUGAGCUUAUAGCUACCAAGGAUCUUACGGAAGAUCAGGAGAUGGGUUUGGAGAGGGAGUUAAAAGAGACUGCUAUAUUGUCUGCUAUACCGGUAUGGCUCCAUAAUAUCGCUAGUCUACUACAAUCCCCCUUCCAUCGUUCCUCGGCUAUUCAACUUCACUCGGACCUGUUAUCUAUCCCUUCAUUACGGACUGCUAUAUUAGAGAGUCUUUCAUUAUCGCUAUUACCCGGAGCGCAGAGUAGGGAUAUACUGGGAUCAUGGAUGGUAGCUGCUCUGGAAGAAGGUAGAAGAGCUGGAGGGGCAGGUCUGAGAUCAUGGGAUAACUCCGUCACCUGGUCUACUCCGACACAGGAGGAAGAUGGGGAAGAGACAAGCUCGACGUCAAACGAUUCGGAGAAGAUUGUUCUUUCACAGCACUUAGGUGACAUAGUCGAUUACUUGACUUUAUCAAUAUUGGACCCAGCUACUUUACACGAUAACAUACAUCCCGCACCCGUAUCCUCAGCUCCUUCCACUUCGUCUCCAGCACCGAAUAAGAAAGGUCAGAACAUCAAAGGAGGAGGGAAAGGUAAAUCCACUCCUAAUCCUCAGCCUAAACAGCAAAUAUCUGCCUUGACGUCGACAGCAGCGGAAGAUGGUGAAGUUAUGGAAGAACGUUUAGCAAGAUAUCGAGUAGGUGGAUUGGUAGGAUUGAAUUACCUGUUACAGCAACUAUCGAAAGCGGAUAUCAAGGAUCUCCCAGCAGAUUUAGUCAACUUGAUUAAGAAUCCAGGAUUAUGGUUAGCUUUAUCAUCAGAGACCAUCGAUAACUCAGAUUCAGAUUCGCCAAAUGGAUUAGGUACUGCUCAACCUCCUAUUAGAAGGGCAGCAUAUUCAUUAAUAUCUACCCUGGUUGAGAAUAACCCAGAACAUCUGGAAGAGAAAGAUACGUUGAGGAUGUUAUCGGAUGCUGUACUUAGUAACUGCUGGUUAGAAACGGAAGGGAUUGUUUGGGAGACUGCUGCGAUGGCCAUCGCCAAGUUUAUCAGGAAAUGGCCUGAAUGCUGGACGAUCACCUCGGAGUUACAAUCUAGGCGUGGAUCCGCUCAAGAGAAGACCUCCGCAAAUGGAGAUCAAGAGGACGAGGACGAUGAUGACGAUGAUGAUGAGAGCGGCAGCGACGAGGAGGAAAGGCCAGCCAACAAUAAUCAGGCCGAUGUCUCGCAGUCAGCUCCGAUUACCACCUCCCCUUAUUACGCCAAUUUCCUAGAGUUCAUUUCGACGAUUUGCCCCACCAUACCACAUCUCACAUAUCCCCUACUCCUGGUGGUGAUAUCGACACUCCCAGCCGAUCUCUUGCCACUUGUCCCUUCUCCGACAUCCCAGCUUCAGAACCUCUUCUCUCAUAUCUGGGCACCAGUGGAUUCGAGAUUGCUUUCGACACAUUCACUUCCAGGACAACAAUCCGCUUUCCAAGUAUUCUUACAAUCUAUGUUGGAUUGUACAGGCUAUCUGGUAAGCAAAGCCUGGUCAACAGAUGACGGCAGAGAGACUGCCUCCUGGCUGGUGAAUACCCAGCUGGGCGAUAAGGUGUGGAAAGAAGGCGUACUUGAGUUUGGUGGAAGAGGAGGUGGAAGACGUGCUCAGAAAGGUGCUAGUCAGGAAGUAGAAGCCAACGCUUUUGGGAGAUCUCUAGGGAGGUUGUCUACGGUCGAUGCCGGUCUGGCAAGGGAGCUUUCGGAAAUUGUCAAGCAGUCGAUACUGGAAGGUUGUUUCCCUGAGAACCCCUCGAGCUCCAUCCUGUCAAGGAGUCUAUCAAUCCUUUCAGCACUCAAGACAUCGACAGAUAGUGAGAUUGUGCUUCAGACAACCGAACAAUCUAUCACAUCCUUAUUACAGCGAUGUGUGGAAGCAUUACCUAAAUCUAUAGCGGGAGAUGGAGUUUCCAUCGUCACGAUAGUCGAAACUCUUGUUGAAGGUUACAAGCAAUACACUCAGUUGGUGCAUGAUGAAACAACGAAUACCCUGGUACAGGUUGUCCAGGAUAAUCCUGUUGUUCUUUCCUCCGCACUUCCCUCAGACCUCCUUGUCUCGCUUCUCAGCGCCAUACAUUCCAAAUCAUCGACCAAUCAAGAAAGGAUACAGCAGAUCACCCUUUCCUUACUUCAAUCAUCCGAAAUCGACACUGUUAAACGAUUCUCAUUUGCGCAGAGCUUGCUCUCAGCACCGACCAAUGGACUGUUACAACCUGGUUCGUUGGACAAUCUAGCAACGGAAUCAACUCAAUCAGCCCUUGCGUCAAAUUCUCCUGAACCCACCAGGGUCACUAUAUCAUGCUUGAAGGCUAGUCAAUACCUCUCUCGAGACGCUCUUGACGAGGUCCUUGCCCUAGUCUCUACAGCGAUCCACGACUCAACCGAGAAACUCAUCACUGGUCAUGAUUUCUCGGAAGAUACUUUGCCUAUCUCAGCUUUCAAGAUCUUCGCUACGUAUGCAUCAGAACAUCUUGAGGCAGUCAUCGACUCAGCAAUCUGGAUACAAAGCUUGAUAUCGGUACAUCAUGUGAUCUUCCUCCUUCCUCGAGUUCCGGGUCAUAUCGCCUCUUCAUUUGGUAAAGACGAAGCUUUAGCUCAACUUUGGGUCAAAGUUGGACAGCUCGGUGUCGAGCAGAAGCAGUCGGUGCUUCAAAAGAUACACCAAGCUCUGAAAGACGGCAUUCAGCGCGUGGAAGUGGAAGUUGAUCCUAUAAUCUUCAUUGAUGUAGCUUUGGCAACCACUUUGGGAGAUCUCAGAGCCCCGUCAGUCAUCGAACUUUCUAAAAGUCUACUCCCUCCAAUCGCCGAACUCAUUGAUGAAAUCACCACCCAUACAAAUCGACCUUCCCACCCUUCGCUACCAAUAAUUGACCCACUUGUACCCCAUUCUUCCGAAGCGACACCAGAUAUCUCGCUGGAAUCCGACUUUGACCUCAUUGGACGAUCAAGAGCAGCCAGAUGGGCUGAAGCUGUUGUUGCACUUCUACGAGCAGAUCGGCAACUGGUAGCAUCUCAACCGGCUUUACUCCAGGUGGCUCUAGCCGCAUACCAGCUUACACAUGAUACUCUGGCCGUACCUGGAUCUUCGAGGGGUCUUUAUGCUCAAUCGGCAUCUAUAGUACACCUAACGGAUCUCGUAAGGGAAGUCGAAGGUGCUCUGUCAUAUGCUUUGUCGUUCGUUGAUGAAGCGCCUAUUUCUUGGCACAACGAUACCAUUCAGAUGCUCAAGGGUGGUUCCUUGCCUGAGAACGCGGAUCUAUUGCAGAAGCUUUUGUCUGCCUUGAAGAAUGAUAUUAUAGAUACAGGAGGAGAUGUCAGUGCCAGGAGUUUCAAGGACGUACUGAGUAGACAUUUCAGGCAAAGUGGUGCCGGAGAGGCGGAAGCUGAAGUUUGGUUGAAUUUCGGUAUGAGCUUGAUUGAUAAAGCACCGCAACUUGCAUUAGCGAUAAUAUACGCUAUCAAGCCACUUCUUCUAGACCACAAAUCAUUCGCUCUCGCUCAAAAUCGUCUCGCAAAUGCUUUAACCUCUGUCAAACCUACUCCUUCAGCAGUACGAAAGCGAGGUAUACCUUAUAUCAGACUAUUGAUAGCAUCUGCGCCACCCGCAGAUGCAGCUUCGAUAUUCUUGCCUCAACAACGAGCUAUAUUCGUUCUUAGACAUGUCAAUUCUUGGUUGACUGCUGAUGACGACGAGGGAGAGAUGCCUGAAGAUGUGGAAUACAGAAUUGCCGAAUUGGAGACUGCUUUGGCGCCUAUCGUACAGGAUUUGUCGGGUGGUCAUUGGGAUUCUAUCUUUGAUCUCGUAGAGAGUGGUCUUGAGGAUGCGUCAUUGGAGGAUAUCACUACUUCUUGUCUCACGUACCAGUCGUUAUUAUUGCUCCAGCAGACACGAGACUUGUGUCAAACGAAUAAAUCGCUACGAGCAAGCUGGACAGCGAAAGAUGAUCAUAUGAAGGCUGUCCUGAACCUUUUCUUACAAUGUCGAACAGCUGACUCCACACCGUUACUGAUGAUCCAAAACAUCGUACUUGACCUACUGGGAGACAUACCGGAACACGUGAUGGAGAACGCUUCUCUCGGUCAACUAGCAGAUCUUAUCCAUCUAUCUACCUCCUCGGCUGUACAAUCUGCUUCAUAUAGGAUUUUGAGUAAAGUCAUCAAGCAUAAUACGAUAGCCUUGGUACUUGAGGUGGAAGCUUCUAUUGCAGAGGAUGAAGAAGGACAUCAGCAUAGGACAAUUGAGUUACCGAAGGAGCUGGUUGAUAUAGUUGGUGAAGGGUUGAAAAUCGAUUGGAUGGGUGAGAUCGAAGUAUACACUGUUCUCGGUCAAUUGCUCGCUUGGCUGGCUAUCCUUGAUCACUUCGAAGAUGCCUCUCGCACACUUCGAUGGACUUACUUGGAUCAGUUGAACUCUUCCAAGCUGCUCACCGAAGGACUGCUACCGAUGUUGUUUGCCAUGCUGGGCGUAUCGGAAAUGGGGGCAUGGAACUUCCCUGCAAGUCAAUAUGCCGUUGACGAGUUUUACCCGGAUUUACUUGAUCCCGAGGAGUUGGCCGAUCUCACGCCGUUAGCAUCCUACUUGUUCUAUCGAGCACUAGUCACCAUCCCGUCGGCCCUGAGGAGUUAUUACGAAUCUAUCAAAUCUCGACAACUGUCAAUGUCAAUGUUAACUUUUGUUGCCCGUCAUUACUCCCCCGUUAUCAUCGCUCACGAGUUCGAAGCUCUCAGAGAACCCUCAGCGUUGAAACAACUCACAGAAGAAGGAUUGAAUAUACGUAUUGCUCAAGGUGGAGGAGCUACACUCGCUGCUUCGGCGGGUAGCGGAUCUUCAGAAGCCAUAGCGAGUUACGUAGUCGAUGAACAACCGAUGGAAAUUGGAAUUAGACUUCCUGCGGAAUUCCCUCUCAAGGGUGUUGACGUAAGGGAUUUGAGGAGAGUAGGCGUACCGGAAAACAAAUGGAGAGGAUGGUUGAUGAGUACUCAGCAGACCAUAACGUCAAGGAAUGGUUUGAUCCUCGAAGCGUUAACAGUGUUCAAGAAGAACGUAUCACUCCAUUUCGAAGGUGUUGUAGAAUGUGCUAUUUGUUAUUCGAUCAUAUCCCUGACGGACCGUACGCUCCCUACCAAACCUUGUAGGACCUGUAAAAACCGAUUCCACGCCUCGUGCUUGUUCAAGUGGUUCAACAGUUCUCACUCCAGUAGUUGUCCUUUGUGUAGAUCUUUGUUCUAG